CGCUCGCUCCGUGCGCGCUCCCGCCCCUGACGCCAGCUCGGAGUGAGCCGCGGGCACAGACGAGCCUCGGCGGGAGAGCGAGAAAGAUGGAGGCGCGGCGCGGAGGUAGACUGCUGUGGCUGGCCGCGCUGUCCGGCGUCCUCUGCGUGGACACGGUGCUCGGGAAAUACGUCAAAGGCAUCGUGGACACCAAGGAGGACUGGGUUUUCCUCACACGGUUCUGCUUCCUCACCGACUUCGGACGCUUGGACUUCCGGUUCCGUUACCCUAAGUCUCGCUGCUGUCAGAACAUAUUACUCUACUUUGAUGAUGCCUCUCAAUGGCCAGCUGUGUACAAGAGGCCCGAAAAGAACUGCUAUCAGAAGGAGGCGGUGCUGAGGCCCGAGAACAACCAGGUCAUCAACCUCACCACCCGCUACACUUGGUCGGGAUGUGUGGUGGAGGGUGACGGCAACGGUGACGAGGAGGUACUGAGCUGCGUGGGCGGUCGCAGUUUCCGCUCAGUGAGGGAGAGGUGGUGGUACAUCGCUCUCAGCAAGUGUGGGGGCGACGGUCUGCAGCUGGAGUAUGAGAUGAAGCUGACCAACGGACAGUCUUUCUGGACACAGCACUUCUCUGCUGACGAAUUCGGGAUCCUGGAGACAGACAUCACGUUCCUGGUCAUCUUCUUCAUAGUGUUCCUGCUCUCCUGCUACUUUGCCUACAAUCUGAAGGGAAGACAGCUUCUUCACACCACCUACAAAAUGUUUAUGACGGCCGCAGGUGUGGAGGUGCUCAGCCUGCUUUUCCACUGCGUCUACUGGGGUCUCUACGCUCGGGAUGGCGUCGGCAACGGUAGUCUGAAAAUACUCGGGAAAUUACUCUUCUCCAUCAGUUUCUUGGUGUUCCUGCUCAUGCUCAUACUGCUGGGGAAAGGUUUCACCGUCACCAGGGCAAGGAUCAGCCACAGCGGCUCGGUGAAGCUCAGCAUCUACAUGACCGUCUACACAAUCACCUAUGUCAUCCUCUUCAUCUACGAGGCCGAGUUCUUCGAUCCAGGCGAGGUUCUGUAUGCCUACGACAGCCCGGCGGGCUACGGGCUGAUGGGCCUGCAGCUUUUGGCCUACGUGUGGUUCUGCUAUGCCGUGCUGGUCUCGCUCAAGCACUACCCUGAAAAGCAACCCUUUUACGUCCCUUUCUUCACCACCUACACGCUAUGGUUCUUCGCCGUGCCCGUGAUGGCUCUCAUCGCCAACUUUGGCAUCCCCCGUUGGGCUCGAGAGAAGAUCGUCAACGGCAUUCAGCUGGGCAUCCACCUCUACGCCCACAUCGUCUUCCUGGUGAUAACGCGACCGUCGGCGGCCAACAAGAACUUCCCGUACCACGUCCGCACGUCUCAGAUCGGGAUCCUGCUGUCCAGUCCCAAAGGAGGCGAGGGCGGCGAGAGCUUCCCUCACCACGCUUACGGGAACAGCUCCUUCCUGGGAGACUCCCAGCCUAACUUCACGGAGCUCUUCUCCAUCCAGUCUGAUCCCGUAAAGACGGUGGAGGAAACGGUGCCGCGCAAAGUCCCAGAUGUGCCGAGGAACAGCGAGCAGAAGAUCAUCACCACCUCGGCCGCCGUCGACGACCUGGUGUCCAUUUUGCCGCCGCUCCCGCCCCCCAUACCGCCACGCCCAGCCGCCACCGCACGCUCACCCCCGCUGCCCGUACGACUCCCGUCUUUCACCGAGUACUUCAGCAUGCAGAGUGGCGGCGGUGGCAUAGCAGGAGGAGGCGGCGGCGGCGGCGGAGGGUUCGGGUCAAAGGCGUGAUACGGGCUUGAGAACAGAGUGAGUACAAAAUAAGGACAUUAUGGAAAUGGUGCACACGAAAGAGGUUGUUACUUGAGAAACAAUAAAUAUUUGACCAAUAGAUGGAUCUCUGAGCAUCAUGCGGGGGAAAAAAAAGACAAAAAUCCACCUAAAUCUUUUUUUUCAUGAUUGUAAAUAGCUUGACAUAUCUCCCGCUUGCUAUCAUUUUUAUUUUCUGCAUUAUUAAUACUUACAUUCUAUUUGUGACCAUCAAAGAUAAUGCCAUCACAUUUCACUUGUUUUUUUUUUUAUGUAAUCUUUUACAUUGAAAUUUUAUUUUCAUAAUUCAAUUUGUUUUUCUUCAUUUAAUUAAUUUUUUUUUAACACAUUUUGAUAGAAAGAAACCCAGAUAUUUAUGUGGAUUAUGAAUUUUAUUAAUUUCUACAGUGGUCCCUUGAUUUAAGAUUAGGGGCCCUGGAUACCACUUUUUUUUUCAGACAAGUACGAAUAUUCACACUUGAGUACUCACCAAUCCGCCACUAUUUUUUUUUUAAUUCAUACAAUUUCAGUGAACUCACUGGCAGAUAAUUGUGAACAAAGACUUUUCUUUCUGACGCAAACAAUGACUCGCCGUAGUGUCGAACAACCCCAUUGUAGCGUCAACUACUGGCAAGGAGGACUUAAUUGAUGUCAGAUUUAUUGAUUGAUUGAUUUUUUGCUUCAGUAUCAGUGGCUGGUAACGAGUACCUAAUAUCUCAUCAGCCCAAUACUGGUACCUGCUGUCGGUACUCACACAUCCCUGCUUCAGCGUUUAAUUCGUUCUGUGACUGAGCUUGUAAGUCAAUUUACUCGUAUUUCAAAUUAUGGGAUGCCUGGCAGAUGUUGUGACACUUGCUCAGUCGUUAAAUUUAGCACAAAGCAAAAAAUGUCGUAAAUUAAGGUACCACUGCAUUCUUCUACGCUUUCAUCAUAACUGGUUAUUCCGGGAUUAGUGUUAUGGUGUAAAUGUAAAACGUCUCUUCUGGUAUUUGUUAAAAAAAUGCAUGUUUGUACUGUAUUUCCCAUUCCCGUUGUCUAUAUAGAGUAUGAGCUUAUAGUGUGUAUUAAACAUACAACUUUUUCUUAAUACACACAAUAGGCUUCAGUGUUCUACCCAAACCUUUUGGCCCACAGUAGUAGUUUAUGUCGGCUAAAUUAAAUGGUGGUGAAUGUACUCAUGCCAAACAGCUCUAGGACAUUUUACACUUACUGCUUACUUAAGCAUUCAAAAUAAUCGCAUUAGCGCAACCUGUCAUAAUAUUACGACUUUAGUCUUAAAUACUGACUCUCAUAAAAUUCCUACUUUCUACGGAAAUUGCGACAUCUCUAGCGUAAAAAUAUUUUAAGAAAAUGACUCAUUUGACAAAUUAUCUUCACAAAUGGACUUUUUUCCUAUUAAAAUAGCGACAUUCUUGAAAGAUUGCAUCUGUUGUAUGAUAACUUAUUCUUGUAAAUUGACAAAUUAUUUGUUCUCAUACAAUUACUUUAUUAUUGAAAAUGGGUUUUCACUCAUUGUAGGACAAUUUAUCCUUGUAAAUUUUUCUUACUAAAUUUCUGGGAAAAUUGCCACUUUUCUCUAAAAAAUCAAAAUUGUUGGUAAAAUUGCAACUUUAUUUAACUUUUGUCAAAUCACGACUUUUUACUCAAAAUGUGACUUUUCCUCAUAAAAUUCCAAAUUAUAUGAGGAAAAUUGUGACAUUGAAAAUGUAUGACUUUUCUUGUAAUAUUACAACAUGACGACUUGUAAUUUGACAAUUUAUCUAUCAAUAUUAUUUUUCCCGUGAAACAGCAACUCUCUCAAGACUGCAACUUAUUUGUCGUAAAAUAAUGACUUUUUGUAAUAUUACGACUUUAUUCUCGGAAAAUGAUGACUUUUACUUGUUAUACAGUAUCUAAUAUGAAAACGUAUCCUCAUAAAUUGGCUUUCUUGAAAUAUUUGCGACUUUUCCACCUAGAUUUUUUAAUUCUUUUGAUCUAAGUUUAUUCUUCUUACAUUACAAUUUUAUCAUAAAAUUAGGACUCGUUUGUGAAAGGGUUUUCACCUUUUUACCAAAGUAUGAAUAUUGAUUUUUACAAAUCCACUUUUUUUUGGGGGGGGUGAUUUUGUUUUAAUCUCAAAUAGUGAUUUAAUCUUAAAAUAGAUUUUAUUGUAAGAGUUCAAUAUUGUAAUUGUAAAAAUACAGUUGGGUUUUUUUUCAGAAAACCGGGACUUAUUGAGAGUAAAAAAAAUUUUUUUUUUGUAAUAUUACAACUUUUUUUUUUUUUUUUUUUUAAAUGACAACUUGUAGCGUGACAAUUUAUCCUCGUAACUUGACGACUUAUGUAAAUUGCGACUUUGUCAUAAUAUUGCAACCCUAUUCUUAUGAUGACUUUUCACUUUCGUAAUAUGACAAUUUCUCUUAAAAGAUCAAAUUUCACUUUUAGUUGUUCUUGUAUAUUUGUUGUUUUUCUCGCAAAAUCUUAUCUUUUUAAUCGUAAAAUUACGACCUUUUGGUUUCAUCGUGGUUCUCCAGCCAAAUGAUCCGUCGGUAACAGAUUAAAGCUCAAAGCUAACAAAUCACAUUUAUCCUCCCGUUAACUAGUUAACAAUCUGUCGUUUGUUAGACCCAAGGAUCCCCUAAUUCCCAAAGGAAAGAUAAUCCCCCCACAAAAUUACCGUUGCUUUUUUUGUGUGUGCUUAGAACGACUCAAUUCUCUGGACAGUCGCGGCCGCUAAUUCUAGCAAGUUCUUCGUAUUGUAGCUUCUGAACCAGUGAGCUCAAAUCAAAUUACAUUUUGAUUUUAGAUCUAGUUAAAUAAGACAAAGAAGAAACAUCAUUUAACAUGUACAGCCUUGAGGAUAUUGCUUUAAGUGUUAAAAAAAGGGUUUUGAAUGUAUUUAGCGUGACACAGCUAACCCCGUGGAGGAGCUGACGUCAUCUAAAAACAGCCCUUUUGCGUGUGUGAACGUUUGAAUUUCCGGUUUAACAUCAAUCUACAGCAGUGUGUGAAAAAAGCAACAAGUGUACAUUUUGUGUCCUGCAUGGAGCACUUUAAUGUUCCUGGUCUCGUUUAUUUGUGAUGUCACCUUGCUGCAAUGUUAUGCACAUGCUAUAAGAGUACACAUGUAAAUACGACCCCGUCAUGGUGUUGAUUGUACCACCAGCUUCUGCUUUAAAAAAAAAAACAAAUAUAUAUAUAUAUAUAUAUAUAUAUAUAUAUAUAUAUAUGACUAGAAAAUAAUAAUGAAAAGGAGGGGGAAAAGGCAAAAGUACGGCAUUGAUGUGGAUACAUCAACAUCAGGUUCUGUCAUGCUCUAACCAUGUCCAAGUGAGGUUGAACACAGGUUCUUAAUACAAUUUGUGUUGUUUUUAUUGUCGAACAACUUUUUUUCUCCUAUUUUGACAUUAUUCUUGCAAAAUUACGAUUUCAUUCUCAUAAGAUUGUGACUUUUUAUUGUAAGUUUUCAUAAUACAGUGAACCCCUGUUUAUCACGGGGAUACAUUCCAGACCCACGUGCUAUAGGUUAAAUUUAAAAAAAACAAAACGUUUUUUAGUUUAAUCCACAGACAUGCUUGUAACACAAUUGCACAUUAAAACACACAGAAAAAGUAUUCUUUAGCCGUUAUUCUCAUUCUCUUGCUGUCAAGCUCGUAUAACAUCACUUUGAGGAAACAUAGAAGACUCUCCACAUAAAAGGCAAAGCGUGCUUGCUCAAGCUUUAUACUUGUCACUCCCGGUUGACGUUUACUGCAAAACUGACACAAAAAAGAAGUGUAUUAAACAAAAUCAAUAUCAAAAUGUUCAACCAAACCAUAUAAUCUCGUCUAACGUAAGUCUAUUAGCUUAAUGCUAACAUAUAAUGUGAAACCACAUACAUGGGCUCAAGGAAAUUAGCAUGGAUGUGACAUUAAUUACAAACAUGCAAACAACUGCUAAUUUACUCACGCUGAGCAGCAACACAUACUACAGCAUUUUGCGGCACAAUGUGUUACUACAAUGAAGGCGCGCAACUCUAAUCUCAAAUUUGCUUGCAAACUGUAAAAACUCCAUAAAAAACGACAUCUUAAAGCUCUGCGAUAUAGUGGGGGAACACUGUACUGAUUUUAUUUAUUUUUUGUCUCACCCCGAGCUUUUAAUCCACAGUGUGUGAGUGCAUUAAGUCAGAGUGAUACUUGAAGGAACAGUUAUAUCAUGGUUGCCUCUGAUUACAUGUCUGGCGUAUACAGUAUUUGGUGUGUCCACCAUUUUGUCAAUUGUUGCUGCAUUGUUCUGUUGCUACGAGUUAGAAACCAGAUCACUGCUUCUGGAUUUAAACACACAAAGUGGAGGGUUGAACUGGACCACAAGGUGAAUUAUGUACACAUGACAAAGAAGAGCACAGCUUUUUUUUUUUUAAUUAAAGCAUCUCUGGUUAAGAGCACACAGCACUGAAGGAAGCACUGUUCAAAUGCAUUUUAAUGGUGUCAAAUAUGCUGUAGAUAUGAUUCACUUUUUGCCAAAAUAAGAAUAAAAAUGUUUUACUAUA
Messenger RNA from Phyllopteryx taeniolatus (common seadragon), 6318 nucleotides. RefSeq names its product transmembrane protein 145 (gene tmem145). The record is from RefSeq and is a predicted model, not a curated record. Bases 87 to 1793 code for a protein of 568 amino acids. Gene Ontology annotation, biological process: G protein-coupled receptor signaling pathway; response to pheromone. NCBI's taxonomy places the organism in Eukaryota, Metazoa, Chordata, Actinopteri, Syngnathiformes, Syngnathidae. The transcript is spliced from 15 exons.